This is a messenger RNA of Phyllopteryx taeniolatus (common seadragon), 5515 nucleotides long. RefSeq names its product mitogen-activated protein kinase kinase kinase 5 (gene map3k5). The record is from RefSeq and is a predicted model, not a curated record. The coding region runs from base 452 to 4567 and encodes 1371 amino acids. Lineage: Eukaryota; Metazoa; Chordata; Actinopteri; Syngnathiformes; Syngnathidae. The transcript is spliced from 30 exons. Gene Ontology annotation, molecular function: ATP binding; MAP kinase kinase kinase activity. Gene Ontology annotation, biological process: protein phosphorylation; MAPK cascade; cellular response to stress.
GCUGCAAAUUGACGGAACAGAAGCUAAACAGUAGAAACUGGCCAGUGUUCGACUACUCUACUGCGUUGAGUCGAUCGCGUACUUCCUCCUGUGGGGAGUGCACGACUUUUAACGUCGAGUCUCGCUGCCUCUCUGCAGCGGUGACAUUGCAGCUUUGCGCAACUUGCGCGGAUCUGUCUACGGAAGGCCCCGCAGCAGCGGGGAUGGUUGGUUUUUUUUUUCCGCUUCUUGUGCAGUCUUUCGGAGAGAAUCGCCGUGACGCGCAGGCUGCAACAGUUGCGGCAUGACUUUGCCUUGCGGCGCGUUGACGUGUGUUGAGCCCCCGCGAGACUCGCUCGUCGUGCCCGUGCAGGUGUGAGGCGUUGCGCGUAAACCGCCGCGCGUAACCGUAAACAUGGAGCUCCCGCGGCCGCGCUGCUCCUGUCGAUCCACGCUUUAAAAGACGCUCGAGAUGAGUCAAGAGCAAGAGGGCAUUUCCUUGCCCGUCCCUCGCUUCGGGGCUUGUCCCGCCAGAGGAGGUGAUGUCGGCGGGGAGAGCGCCGGCACCGCCCGCGGAGGAGCUGCCGGAGCCUCGGGUCUUGCGGUUCCAGCAGCCGGGACUUUCUGGCAGGAUUGCGGGGGGCACGGCCACACUUCCGGGAGCUGUGCGGUGGACGGCGGCGGUCUGCUGUCCACCGGCAAGUCGGGCAAAAGCAGGCCGGUGAGUGUCGCCUAUGUGUUCAACAACGAGCCGAACCAGCAGAACAACGCCGAGUGCGUCGCGCUGCAAUGCCUCAAGGACGCUUGUGAGACCGUGGGCAGCAAACUGGAGACGGUCCACUUUGGGAAACUGGACUUUGGCGAGACCACAGUGCUGGACCGCUUCUACAAUGCGGACAUCGCUGUUGUGGAGAUGACGGACGCUUUCCGCCAACCGUCUCUUUUCUACCACCUGGGAGUCCGAGAGAGCUUCAGCAUGGCCAACAACAUCAUCCUGUACUGUGACACCAAUUCCGAGUCGCUCCAGUCUCUGCAGGAAAUAAUUUGCCAGAAGAACACUACUUGCUCAGCCAACUACACUUUUAUCCCGUACAUGGUGACGCCGCACAACAAAGUGUACUGUUGUGAGGGCAGCCUAAUGAAGGGGCUCACUGAACUGAUGCAGCCCAGCUUUGAGAUGCUGUUGGGGCCCAUUUGCAUGCCCCUUCUGGACCGCUUCAUCCAGCUACUUAAAGUCUCGCAGGCCAGCUCCCACCAGUAUUUUCGCGAAACGACUCUGAGUGAGAUUCGUAAAGCUCGGGAACUCUACUCCGGAGCAGAACUGGCCGCCGAGCUGGGCCGAAUACAGCAGCGACUGGACAAUGUUGAGUGCCUCUCGGUGGACAUCGUCAUCAACCUGCUACUGACCUACAGAGACAUCCAGGACUAUGAGUCAGUCGUGAAGCUGGUGCAGACUCUGGAGAAGCUGCCCACCUUUGACCUCGUGGCUCAUCCACAUGUGAAGUUUCACUAUGCCUUUGCACUGAAUAGGAGGAACCAGCCAGGCGACAGACAGAAGGCCCUGGACAUCAUGCUGCCCCUAGUGGAGGCCGAGGAACAGGUGGCCUCGGACAUCUACUGCCUGGUAGGGCGGAUCUACAAGGACAUGUUCCUAGAAUCGCAUUUCGCGGACACUCAAAGCAGAGACAGCGGCACACACUGGUUCAAAAUGGGCUUUGAGUCUGAGCCGACACUGCACUCUGGUAUCAACUACGCUGUUCUGCUCCUGGCGGCUGGACACCAGUUUGAAACUUCUUUCGAGCUUCGCAAAGUGGGGGUGAAGCUGAGCAGCCUGCUGGGUAAAAAGGGCAGCUUGGACAAGUUACAGAGUUACUGGGAUGUGGGCUUCUUCCUGGGCGCCAGCAUCCUGGCGUGUGACAACACCAGGGUCAUCCAGGCUUCCGAGAAGCUCUUCAAACUCAAAGCACCCAUCUGGUAUCUCCGUUCCUUGGUGGAGACCAUAUUGAUCUAUCAGCACUUCAAGAAACCCUGCACAGAACAGCCAGUCCCCAAACUGGAAGUGAUGGACUUCUGGAUGGACUUUCUAGUAGAGGCAACAAAAAAAGACGUCUCGUCUGUUCGAUUUCCUGUGUUGAUAUUGGAGCCUACUAAAGUAUACCAACCUUCAUAUUUGUCCAUAAACAAAGACGUGGAUGACAACACAGUGUCCAUCUGGCACGUCACUCUUGACGACAAGAAUAAGGGGAUUCACGAGUGGAACUUCAGUGCCACGUCUGUGCGAGGCGUCAGCAUCUCCAAGUUUGACGAGCGCAGUGCUUUCCUUUACGUCCUUCACAAUGCAGAGGACUUCCAGAUCUAUUUCUGCACGGCGAUGCACUGUAAAAGGUUCUGCGAACUGGUCAACAGCAUCACUGAGGAGGCGUGGAGGGGUCCAGACGAGGGAGACUGUGAUACUGACUCAUUAGAGUACGACUACGAGUAUGAUGAGCACGGUGAGAAGGUCGUUCUGGGAAAGGGCACAUUUGGAGUGGUGUACGCGGGACGAGACCUCAGCAACCAGGUCCGACUGGCCAUCAAGGAGAUACCGGAGAGAGACAGCAGGUACUCUCAGCCCCUCCAUGAGGAGAUUGCCCUCCACAAGCACCUGAAGCACAAGAACAUCGUCCAGUAUCUCGGCUCCAUCAGCGAGAACGGCUUCAUCAAGAUCUUUAUGGAGCAGGUGCCUGGAGGCAGUCUGUCUGCGUUGCUCAGAUCCAAGUGGGGCCCCCUGAAAAACAACGAACCCACCAUAGGCUUCUACACACGGCAGAUCCUGGAGGGACUCAAAUACUUGCACGACAACCAGAUCGCACAUAGGGAUAUCAAGGGCGAUAACGUGCUAAUCAACACCUACAGCGGCGUGCUAAAGAUAUCCGAUUUUGGCACAUCAAAGCGCUUGGCUGGGAUUAACCCCUGCACUGAGACGUUCACAGGUACACUACAGUACAUGGCUCCUGAGAUUAUAGACAAGGGUCCUCGUGGCUACGGCAAGCCAGCAGACAUCUGGUCUCUGGGCUGCACCAUUAUAGAAAUGGCUACUGGGAAACCUCCCUUCUAUGAACUAGGGGAACCACAGGCUGCUAUGUUUAAGGUGGGCAUGUUUAAGAUCCACCCAGAGAUCCCAGAGUCCAUGUCACCAGAGGCCAAGGCCUUUAUCGUGCGUUGCUUCGAGCCCGACCCGGACCGCCGGGCCACCGCCUUCGAUCUGCUCACGGAUGAUUUCCUCACUGUCACCAGCCGCAAGAAGAGGGGGAAAAGUAGCUUCGCCGCUCUGUCACCAGGCACAGAGUACCUGCGCAGCAUUUCCCUGCCAGUGCCCGUGGUGGUAGAGGACACCAGCAGCAGCAGCGAGUAUGGCUCCGUCUCCCCUGACAACGACCUCCACACCAACCCCUUCAUCUUCAAGCCCAGCGUCAAGUGCUACAGCGAGCGCGACGUCAAGGGGCCCAGGUCACUCUUCCUCAGCAUCCCAGUUGAGAACUUUGAGGACCACAGUGCCCCUCCAUCUCCUGAAGAGAAGGAUUCGGGCUUCUUUAUGCUGAAGAAAGACAGCGAGAGGCGAGCCACCUUGCACCACAUCCUGACCGAGGACCUGGACAAGGUGGUGGCCAACCUGACGGAGGCCCUCGCACAGGGAUCGGAGGAAAUGAAGAUGAAACCUCAGCAUAUCUCCACACUGGUGGUCAGCCUGGCCGACUUUGUCCGCGCGGCUGACAGGAAAAUCAUCGCCCGCACGCUGUCUCAACUUAAACUGGAGCUGGACUUCGACAGCACGGCCAUAAGCCAGCUGCAGGUCGUUCUCUUCGGCUUCCAGGAUGCUGUGAACAAAGUGUUGCGAAACCACAACAUCAAGCCUCACUGGAUGUUUGCCCUGGACAACAUCAUCCGAAAAGCAGUGCAGACCGCCAUCACAAUCUUGGUGCCAGAGCUGAGGCCUCACUUCAGCCUGGCCUCCGAAAGCGACGCGCCUGACCAGGAGGACGCCGACGACGACGACGACGAGAAUCCGAGAAGCCCGGCGCACCAAAGACGGGCGCCACCCGUCUCCGCUCACGAUGACACGGUGGUUACUUCGGGAGUCAGUACACUCAGUUCCACUGUGUCCCACGAGUCCCAUAGCGCACAGCAUUCUGUGAGCAUGGAGCUGGGCAGGAUGAAGCUGGAGACCAACAGGCUGCUGGAACAGCUACUGGAAAAGGAGAGACAAUAUCAGACCAUCCUUCAACAAGUUCUGGAGGAGAGAGAUCAGGAGAUCAGAUUACUACGACUGCGAUCUCAGACUAUAGCAGACAUCUCCACCUCCACUUGUGGUCCAGGCGCACAUAUGGUGCAAUCUGCCAAAAAACGAGAAGAGACAGAGCUGAGCAGCUGGUUGAGCCUUUAUGGCGUAGACCAAGACUCCAUAGACGUGAUACUCAGUGAGGACUAUACGUUGAAUGACAUCCUCCAUGAUGUCACAAGAGACGAUCUGAAGAGUCUCAGACUGAGAGGCGGAAUCUUGUGUAAACUUUGGAAGGCCAUCACGGACCACAGGCACAAGCCCACCUGAGGCCUUAAGUGGCGGCAACCACUCUGAGAAGCCAGGACACCUCAGUAUUCUCCUCAAUACCUCAGUAUUUAUUUUUAGAACAAGAGCCUGUGUUUGCAGCUUUCCACCCACGCUACAGCUUGUUUCCUUGGUCGGGUGCAGUGAUCGUUUUGAAAAUGUCAUUUUGUCAAGUGCCACUAUAGCGUCGACCCGCCUUACGGACAUGAGAAGCAUGUCGCAACAUCGACUUGUAGUUUGAUUUGUAAACACACGUCAAUUGUUCUAGUCUUUACGUGCUGAAACGUUUACAUAUCUAGAGACUGACUGUUUGGAAUGUUAGCCUGACAUACAAAAAUGCCACGUGAAAAAAAAAUCUGUUUUGUAUAUCUUUAUCUUUAUUAAUGUUUCAUUGUGGACGCCACAUCCCAUCUGUUUUUAAAAAAAAAAUUAUUUAAUUGUUUUGAAAAUCUGAAGGAUGUCAAUGCAUGCUUUUUUUUUUUUACACACUAUUGAGACUAAUUUAAAUGAUUCAUUCACAUUUCACAAACAUGUAAAUAUUAUGAAAUACCUUAUGUGAACAGGCAUACAUGUACUUAAUAUAACUUGUAGUUAGUUUUUCCAUGUGGACUGGACCAUCUAUGGUUGUGUAAUAUUAAUAUUGUGGGAUUUUCUAAUGUCCCAAAUCAUAGGAGAUACUAAUUACUACUAAAUAUUGUAUUUGAUCUGCUCACUUUUUCAUUAUUUUUACAUUGAUUUUUUUUUUCCACAUUGCUUCAGAUAAUAUCUUUCAAUCUGCUGUUUGUUGGAAGGAAAAUGUAAAAGUGAAACAAAUUUUAUACCGAUAUGACUCUUAACGUUUAUUUUAAAACAGUGUCAGAAACAGGAGUUGUGUGUCUGUGUUGUUUCAUAAUAUUUAAAAUAGUGCAAGAUGUAUGUUAUAUUGUUAAAAUAAAGGUUUUCAUUAUGGAA